This is a messenger RNA of Pseudopipra pipra, 3830 nucleotides long. RefSeq names its product coiled-coil domain containing 158 (gene CCDC158). The record is from RefSeq and is a predicted model, not a curated record. NCBI's taxonomy places the organism in Eukaryota, Metazoa, Chordata, Aves, Passeriformes, Pipridae.
AUGCCCAGUGUGGUCCUGCAGAGCAAACUGAUGGAAGUGCAGUUGGAAAGGGAUGCCCUUCUGGAUACCAGACCAAAGGAAUUGCAGAGCCAAGAGAAUGAAAAAUUACAGCUGAAAAAUGCUAUUUGAGAGCUGGAAGCUGCCAACCAGCUGCAGGAGGAGAUGCUGAGGGAGGCUGAGAGCCAAACUGAGCAUCUGAAAAAGAUGGUCCACGGCCACAAGGAAGUACUUCUGGAAUUACAGGGCAUCCUAAUGGACUACAAAGGCAGCAGAGGCAGGAAACUCUGUGAGCACAAGAAUAUUACCAGCCUGCUCCUCCACAGCCUGAGCACAGCAACUGUCCAUGUCCUGAGAGAUUUAGACUCAGAGGUGUCAUACCUCAAACAAAAGGUUGUCCUGGUGGAAGAACUUCAGUCACUGAAAAAAGGUUCACAGACCCAAAAAGAACUUCUGCUUCAGCAGCAUCAAAUUAGGGCUUAUGGUGUCAGAGACCUUGAGAAGCAGUUGUACCUUGCUCGUUCUGAGCCAGCAGAAGCUCACACAGAACAGGAUCAAUGUGGCCAAGUAUCUGGAAAUCUGAGGGACCAGAUUCAUCAAUUGUUGAUUAAGUUUCAUAAAAAAGAGAUAGAACUAAGCCUGGGAAAAGAACAGAACAAGCAAUUUUGGGAUCAGAACACAGACAACAGCAUCACUGUGGAUCAGCUCAGGAGACAGCUGGACAACAAAAACCAGCAGCUGCAGAGCAUGGAGGAGGCAGUGAAGGAAAUGAGGAUGGAGUGUCACAGACAAAUGGAGUGCCAGAUGGCUGCAAUUAAGGAAAAAAAUGAAAGCGUUGGAAGAAUCUCCUCUUUGAGUGUCCAGCUGGAGGCAACCAAGGAAACACUCCAUAAAGUUGGAGAUGAUCUUGCAGCCAAACAGAUGGAUUUGGAGGCUGCUGGGAAAACAGUGACUGAUCUGAAAAUUGAGAACAUGACCCAGAUCAUGGGCCAGCACGGUCGGGCUGCUGGAGCAAUGGAAGUUGAGAAAUCCCACCUUAGACAAGAAAUAAAUGACUGGAAACUCAAAGUAGUAGAGCUCAAGGUUGCAAAGGAUGAGAAAGAAGCCAGAAUACGUGAGGUGGAGGCCAGACUGAGCGAGCUGGAGCUGGAAAAGGUUCAGCUGGUUAACACAUGCACAGAGAGGCUCCAGGCACUUCAAGAUGUGAAACAGGAAAAAGAUCAGCUCAUGGAUGAACUCCAGGCUGGUAGGAGCAACCUAGCUGGCCUUGCAGAGGCAUUUGAAGAUUUGGAGAGGGAUUACCAGGAUAAAAUUGAGGAGAUGCAAGGUACUGCAAACAGACUGAAAAUGCAGCUGAAAUCUGCCCAAGCUGAACUGAAAGAGGCCAGGACUGCUCUAAAUACUAUGGAGGGAUCUGCUGGCAAUGCUCUGGAAGCUGCAGUGAGAAUGCAGAAGCAGAUCACAGCCAAGAGAGGGCAGAUGGAUGCAUUGCAGAGCAAGAUUAGAUUCCUGGAAGAGGCAAUGGCUAACGCAGCUGAGGAGAAGCAUUACCUCAGAGAAGAAAACUGUAAACUAAGUGAAAAAUUGAGCUGUAUUAGAGCAGAAAAUAUCAGGAUUGCUGGAGAACUGGACAUCCUGAGAGCACAAGACAAACAGCUGAAAGAGACUAAGAUGGAGACAGCCCUUGAUAAGGCAUCCAUGCCAUUUUCAGAGUGUCAGGGCAUAAUCCAGUGUCAGGAGCAGGAGCUGCAGCACACUCUGGAUGUCAAAGGGAGUGUGUUCCUGAGAAACAUGGUCCUAAUAGGAAGAAUGACCAAGGUGGGGAACCUCUGCUGUUUUUCCACAGGAGCUGCAGGGCCCAGGCUACUCAUCAGCCUCUGCCUCAGGAAAGCUUCAGCAUGUUGUGCCUCUGUCCCACCUGCACCCUGCUGUCCUGCCACCCUCCCUGGCCAGCCCUGUCCCUCAGAAAACAUCAUCUUAUGCAAAAAAAAAAAUCUUUUGGAGUUUUUGUAUAUAGAUUUUUGUAAAAAUCUCCAGAAGGGACCUGAUGUGUCUUCAGCAGGUGUUUUCUUUAAUUUUUACCUCAGAAUCUGCAGGAGGCUACAAGUGCCUUCCAAGCUGGACAUUUUGAAGGAAGAACCACUGCAGGAUCUAAAGAGGAUUGUUCAAGAAUUAACAGGCUCAGACAGUGACAUUCCCUCUGUGGAUCUCAGUGGCAAUGGUGGGAGAAAACCACCUUUAGCAACCAAGAGCAAUGCAGUGUACUGCUUUUGUAAGGGCUUGAUAAGUACAGCAGAAUGUGUGGGAGGAUAUUUGGAAGCUUCAGGUGCCUGCACCUCAGGCCUCCAUCUUUUGAACAUCAGGUGGUGUUCAGCUAAUCUGUUCUUGCUGCUAUUUUCAGCCAUGUCACCAGUGAUCAGAACUCAGGAGGUGAAGACAAAGAAAUCCAAGGAAAAGGAGAAAAAGCUCUCAAAGUGAAGAUGCCGUAUAUGUUAGUGAUUCCUUUCAUGUGGAUGGCAUAGGAGGACACCCCAGAUGACAGACAGACAGCCCCUAAGAGAGAGAACCUAGUACCAGGCUAAUCUGUGGAGAGACUCCAAACAGUCACAGCUCCUAAAGGAAGCAGUGCAAGACCUGGAUCCAGUUGGACGUGGUGUGAACAGGUCUGGCAGCAGGGGCAGAUGAUUGUAGCACCAAAUGCUGAAGUAAGGGAAGGCACGGUUCCUGUCUGGGGUGUCGAAGAGCAGAGAUCCAUGAAGUGACAUGGAUGCACACAGAGACAAGGAAAAACACCCCACCCCUCCUGUGUGCUGUUCCAACCCUUUAUUGUGGCCAGCAUAAGACAUCCACUGGAGAAAUGUCUGAUAGUUACUAAACCCCAGAAGUAGGAUUAAGGAUUUCUGGGGUCUGUUCUGAUUUGUCUGAUACUGUGCUCUGUGAUUUCCUAACUCCUUCCCUGAGAAGCUUUUCCCCUCCCUACACAGACACGAAGGAGCUGAGUAACUGGUGUUGCACAAACUGAAGAAGCCACUUGACAAGCUCAGUAAGUUUGGCUUUUUAUGUCUCUUCAAGGUAUUCCCAGUGCAUGGGACAGGACUGUUUCAUCAUAUACACGCUUUCCAGAAUGUGGGCCUUGUCUGCCUCUCUUCCUGGCAGUAUCAUGAUGAUUUUGGAAAGGGAAGAUGUGCCUCUGCUUGUCUCAGGGAUCUGCAGUUGUGAGACAGGACUGUGCCUUGAGCCAGCAGUGCACCCACUGCAUUCCCGUGCUGCACUUCAGAGGUGGAGUCGCUCCUCACGGGAAUGUUUUCAAUGUAUCAUGGCCAGUGAGCACUUCCUUGGCUUCCAAAGGGUUUUGGUGCUCAGAUAAACCAGCAUGUUCUUUAACAUCAUGAAUAAAGAAAUGCCUGAUGGCUGUGGAAAGUAGUUGUGAUAAAAAUGGCUCUGCAUAACUAGAGAAUGGCUGCAUAUUCCUGAUCUUGUAUAUUCCUGUAGUCCUGUAUUUAUCUCCAAUUUGGGGACAACAGCCCUGGCGUUUGAGCGUGUGCAUCAGGAGAUCCUCACUGGAAAACAGAAGUCAUGGAGCAGUUAAACUACCUGAGGUGAGACAAGAAAAAUUUCUCCACUGCACUGUUUCAGCAGCCGUGGAAAAUGUGUUUCAUGUGCUGCAGGAGGAGUGAGCUGCUUGUAAACAUUGUCACUGCAGCUGGUCCCCACCAAAGGCCAAUAUUUUGUGGUGGAAGGCAAGGUUUAUGGUUUCAGAGAGAGAAUUCCCAUGGAAGACUCCUUCUAAGGGGAGAAUUCUAUUGCUGUAGUUAAAUUAGUCUUUAAAACCA